AUGAAUUCAGUACCGAUUGCGCUAAACAAAGCCGCUAUGCGCAAGUAUGAAGACCUAGAAAUACCGUGUGAUGACAUCUUAGCCUCCUACUUGUGGGUCGACGGCACUGGUAUUAACCUCCGAUCCAAAGAUAGGACGUUUGAUUUCGUGCCGAAGACAAAUAAAGACUUGCCUAUUUGGUAUUUCGAUGGUAGCAACACUGCGCAGGCGACUUCUGAUAACUCUGACACUUUCAUCUUCCCCGAAGUUAUUUAUCACGAUCCCUUCCGCCGCGGGAGUCACAUCCUGGUCUUGGCGGACACUUAUCAGCAUAAUUAUCAGCCUACAUCUACGAACUAUAGGAAGGGGUGCGUAAUUCUAACAGAAAAAGCAGACGUCGAAGAGCCGUGGUUUGGCUUUAAUCAGGAGUUCUUCCUCACCACCACCGAUUCGAGACCACUCGGGUGGCCGCCAGGUGGUUACCCCGCGCCGCCUGGUCCCUACUACUGUGCGAUCGGAGCCAAUAAAAUCGUUGCAAGGGAUCUAAUGGAAGCAUUCUACAGAUGUUGUCUCUACGCUGGAGUGCAUCUGAACGGUAUAAAUCCUGGCACAACGCCAUCGCAGUGGAAUUUUCAGGUUGGACCGAGCCCAGGAAUACGGGCUGCAGAUGAUCUCUGGUUAGCCCGGUACAUACUUGCUAGACUGGCGGAAGAAUAUGGCACGGUGGCGACUUUUGAGCCCCAACCGAUUGAGGAUUGGCCCGGAAAUGGUACCUUCGUGUACUUCUCUUCUAAGGACAUGAGAGAAGAGGAUGGAAUACUGGUCAUCGAGAGGGCGAUAGACAAGUUGGCACGACGACACGGAGCCCACAUCAACGAAUACGAUGCCAACAACGGAGCGGACAAUGCAAGGCGACUGAAUGGAAAGAACGGCAUGCCGCACAUACGAGACUUUACUGCCGGUACGCAAAAUCUUCUCUACCCUUUAUGGGGGGUCGCCAAUCGCAGCUGCUCAGUUCGCAUCCCGCGGCAAGUUUCUGAAGACAAGAGGGGUUAUUUAGAAGAUAGACGUCCGGCUGCAAAUGCGGACCCAUACAGGAUCAUAUCCAUCAUGCUCCGGACAUGCAUAUUUGAUGAAUAG
Leptosia nina is the source of this 1119-nucleotide messenger RNA. NCBI's taxonomy places the organism in Eukaryota, Metazoa, Arthropoda, Insecta, Lepidoptera, Pieridae. The record is from the annotation of a GenBank genome assembly.